This is a messenger RNA of Lepisosteus oculatus (spotted gar), 2501 nucleotides long. RefSeq names its product maternal embryonic leucine zipper kinase (gene melk). The record is from RefSeq and is a predicted model, not a curated record. Lineage: Eukaryota; Metazoa; Chordata; Actinopteri; Semionotiformes; Lepisosteidae. Gene Ontology annotation, biological process: intracellular signal transduction; protein phosphorylation. Gene Ontology annotation, molecular function: protein serine/threonine kinase activity; ATP binding. Gene Ontology annotation, cellular component: cytoplasm.
AGUACGUCAUCUUGAGGGAAAUUCAAACUUUCACUGUAUUUCUGAUCAAGAAAACAACGUCCCUCGUUUGUGUUCAGCAGUAAAAAUACGAGCUGUAGUUAUUGUGAAAAAGUUAUUAACAAUAUAUAUAUGUGCUUGAGGCAGAAAGGUAAUUGUAAGUGAAGCGGCUUUGGGGACAUUAUAUCUUUUGCUUUUCGUUUGACCUGUGCUGGUUAAUGUAUUUCUGCACAAAUGGAAACAAAGUAAUUGGACUGAAACAUCAUUGUCAGCAUCCGAGUGUUAUACUUAAAACGGCGAUCUGAGAAACCGAGUUUCUAAUAUUUCCGGAGUCAAGUCUUUCCAGAAGGAUGUCUGCCGACAGUUCAGCAGAGCUGCUCAAAUACUAUGAGCUGUAUGAGACCAUUGGCACAGGUGGAUUUGCCAAAGUGAAGCUUGGCCGACACAUUCUGACAGGGGAGAAGGUUGCAAUAAAAAUAAUGGACAAGAAGGAACUUGGGGAUGACUUGCCCCGAGUGAAGACUGAGAUUGAGGCCAUGAAGAACCUCAGUCACCAGCAUGUCUGCCGCCUGUACCAUGUUAUAGAGACGACAAAGAAGAUAUUCAUGAUCUUGGAGUACUGUCCUGGAGGGGAGCUCUUUGACUACAUCAUCGCGAAGGAUCGCUUGUCUGAAGACGAAACCAGAAUAUUCUUCCGCCAGAUUGUAUCGGCCAUGGCCUAUGUUCACAGCCAGGGCUUUGCACACAGGGACCUUAAACCAGAAAACUUGCUCAUUGAUGAAAACCGGAAUCUAAAGCUGAUUGAUUUUGGUCUGUGUGCAAAGCCGAAGGGCGGCCUGGAGUAUCACCUGAUGACCUGCUGUGGCAGCCCCGCCUACGCCGCCCCAGAGCUGAUCCAAGGCAAAGCUUACAUCGGCUCCGAGGCUGAUGUGUGGAGCAUGGGAGUGCUGCUCUUCGCCCUGCUGUGCGGGUACCUACCCUUUGAUGACGACAACAUGAUGGUCCUCUACAAGAAAAUAACAAGAGGAAAAUACGACAACCCCCGCUGGCUCUCUCCUGGCAGCGUUCUGCUUCUCAACCAGAUGAUGCAGGUGGACCCAAAGAGGCGCAUCACAGUCAGGCAGCUUUUGAAUCACCCCUGGAUGAUGUCGGGCUACACCAGUCCAGUAGAAUGGCACAGCAAACAGCCACUCGGUCAUAUCGAUGAGGACUGCAUUACAGAGAUGGCCGUGUACUACAAACGAUCAAGGCCAAGCAUGACUCAGCAUGUUUCGGAAUGGAAAUAUGACCAAACAACUGCCACGUACCUGCUGCUGUUGGCUAAGAAGAAGCAGGGCAAGCCUGUACGUCUGAGAACGCUCUCGCCUGCAAACCUGGCUCCCAGCACGCCAGUCGGAGGUCUGAAGUCCCAAAAAAUGCUCGGCUUCUACAAUGACUCAGACGGUGCUGAAAUCCCUCUGGUGUUUGGAUCCAUGGAGUUUGCCGACGAAUGUGGUUUUGAUGAUGUUCCAUACGCCCCACUCACUCCUACACCUCAGAAGAGAUCAAAGUACACCUCGGACACGGAGAGCAGUGAUGUGGAGUGGCCAGCCUUUGACAGAGAAAGAAUUCACUCUAAGGCCUCCGAAAACAAGGAGAACAUAAGUGGCACUGCAGCCAGCAAGAAGACCGGUGCCAAUUUUGCUCUGCCAGCGCCCAGGACCCCAACCAACAAGAAGAGCUCACGGGCACACAAACCCGUUCUGACGGCUCCGAAUCCCAACGGCGCCGACGGGCCCAAAGGUACUCCUCUGUGGAAAUUGAUUGUUCCUUUUCGAACAUUAAGCAGUAGCAGCGGUGACAAGGAGGCCCCCACAAAGAAAUGUCCAGACCCCGUGGCAGUAGAAGAGCUCACACUCAUGUCCUUCAGCCCGGAGCGGAGGUCGCGCUCCCUGGAGAUAGAGGUGAUCCAGGCUCAGGUGGACAGCGCCCAGAAGAGAAAAGGCACAAAGGUGUUUGGGAGUCUAGAGAGGGGCUUGGACAAGAUGAUCACCAUGCUGACCCCCAGCAAGAAGAGAGGGUCCAGGGAUGGACCUCGCAGAAUCAAGGCACAGUACAAUGUGACGUUAACAAGCCAGCUAAACGCAGAUCAAGUCUUGAAUCAGAUCAUCAGCAUCCUCCCUGAGAAGAAUGUCGACUUUGUACAGAAAGGCUACACCUUGAAGUGUAAAACCCAGUCUGACUUUGGCAAAGUCACCAUGCAGUUCGAGCUGGAAGUGUGUCAGCUGAGCAAGCCAGAGGUGGUGGGGAUCCGGAGGCAGAGACUCAAGGGAGACGCCUGGGUCUACAAGCAUUUAGUGGAAGAUAUACUGUCCAGUUCCAAAGUAUGACAGGAGUCUUGUGAGGACGAACUGUAGCACAUCAGUGCAAAGCUCUGCAUUACAUUCUAAAGUGACCUUCCCCAUAUAUUGUAUCACUUCAGCAUUACACCAUAAAGUAUAAAAACCUUUGUUGUUUUCGUGUUA